Messenger RNA from Homarus americanus (American lobster), 945 nucleotides. RefSeq lists its product as uncharacterized. Lineage: Eukaryota; Metazoa; Arthropoda; Malacostraca; Decapoda; Nephropidae. The record is from RefSeq and is a predicted model, not a curated record. The coding region runs from base 1 to 945 and encodes 314 amino acids. The transcript is spliced from 2 exons.
AUGGGAGGACAUGUUUUGACAACAUAUGGCUUACCAAGAGCACCCCAUGUUGAUAAUGAGCAGCUUUGUCGUGAAUACAGACGUGAGACCAACUACAAUCAGGAGGAGUUGGCAGUUCAGGUUGAUGAACAAUAUCAAAAAUUGACUGAGGAUCAAAGGAGUGCUUAUACAGCAUUUUUGGAGAUGGUGAAUGGUGAAAUAGAAGAUCAUAACAACAUUAUGUUUCUUGAUGCACCUGGAGGAACAGUUCCUGAAGAACUUGGCAAAUGUGUUGAGAAACUAGAGGAUUUGAAGGCAAGAGUGUAUCCAGACUUGAGCUUGAAUGGAAAACAUCCAGACUGGCUUGCUGAGCGAGCGAUUGUUUCUCCAUUAAAUGCCAAUGUCAACAAGUUGAAUAAAUGGCUAAUGAGUGAAUUUCCAGGGCAGGAAAAAGUGUACAAAUCUAUUGACACUACAACAAAUGAUGAUGAAGCUGUACAGUAUCCUACAGAUUUCUUGAAUUCAAUUGAGCUUUCUGGAAUGCCUCCCCAUCUUCUGAAAGUUAAAGUUGGUUCUCCGAUCAUGAUUUUGAGAUCAUUGGACCCACCCCAAACAAUAAAUGGAACAAGAUGUGUUGUAACAAGAUUGCAUGAGAACUUGAUUGAAGCAACCAUUAUAUUCGGGCCUUACAAAGGUCAAGCUCUUCUCAUUCCGAGGAUUCCACUUAUACCAAGUGAUAGCGAGUUGCCUUUUGCAUUUCGGAGGCUGCAGUUCCCAGUGAGGCCAUGCUUUGCCAUGAGCAUCAAUAAGAGUCAAGGUCAAACUUUCAAAACUAUUGAUAUAGAUCUGACAAACCCAUGUUUCAGUCAUGGCAUGUUUUAUGUGGUUGUUUCAAGGACUGGAACUUCAAAAAAUCUCUACAUUUUAGCCAAUCAAAGAAAGACAAGAAAUGUUGUUCUUCAUUAG